CGUCGCAUCAUCACCAAGGCAUUCCACAAAAAAAAUUAAAAAAUCAGCAGACAAUCCAACGCAGUCCAAUCCGAGGAGACCGACCGAUCGAGCUCGGAGGUCAGCAGCGAGCGAGAAUGGAGGGCAGGAUGUUCGGGCUGGAGACCCCGCUGAUGGCGGCGCUGCAGCACCUGCUGGACAUUCCCGACGGCGAGGCCGGCGGGCCCGGCAACGCCGCCGGCGAGAAGCAGGGCCCGACGCCGACGCGUGCCUACGUCCGAGACGCGCGCGCCAUGGCGGCCACCCCGGCCGACGUGAAGGAGCUGCCGGGCGCGUACGCGUUCGUGGUGGACAUGCCGGGGCUGGGGUCCGGCGACAUCAAGGUGCAGGUGGAGGACGAGCGGGUGCUAGUGAUCAGCGGCGAGCGGCGGAGGGAGGAGAAGGAGGACGCCAGGUACCUGCGGAUGGAGCGCCGCAUGGGCAAGCUGAUGCGCAAGUUCGUGCUCCCCGACAACGCCGACAUGGAGAAGGUCUCCGCCGUUUGCCGCGACGGCGUGCUCACCGUCUCCGUGCAGAAGCUGCCGCCGCCAGAGCCCAAGAAGCCCAAGACCAUCCAGGUCCAGGUCGCCUGAGAGAUGCAUGGAUGGGACGACCGAACCAGAGAGUGGUCCUUUGCCUGCACGCCGGAUCGAAGCUGCUGAGUGGGUAGUGAACUAGUGAUCGAUGCUUAGGGAGUGAGUUUCCUGAGAUGCGUGAUGUGUCUUGUGUUUUCUAUCUCUGCUCGUAUGGUGUUCGAGAGUGUUGUGUGACUAGUUUUCGAUUUCAGUGCACAAUUUCAAUGAAAUUUCUGAAAUGUCA
This is a messenger RNA of Triticum urartu, 837 nucleotides long. Its product is annotated as 17.5 kDa class II heat shock protein. Lineage: Eukaryota; Viridiplantae; Streptophyta; Magnoliopsida; Poales; Poaceae. The record is from RefSeq and is a predicted model, not a curated record.